Molecule: messenger RNA, 1875 nt
Organism: Fusarium sp. VM40
Lineage: Eukaryota; Fungi; Ascomycota; Sordariomycetes; Hypocreales; Nectriaceae
Source: the annotation of a GenBank genome assembly
AUGACAUCUUCAGUCUUUUUCAAGUUCAAAUCUCAAAGGGAGCCCACUAGAGUCGAGUUUGAUGGUACCGGUAUCUCGGUUUUUGAGUUGAAGCGUGAGAUUAUCACCAAGAGUGGCCUCGGCGAUGGUACCGACUUUGACUUGCACAUCUACACCGAUGAUAACAGCGAAGAAUACGAUGAUGAUACAACCAUCAUUCCUAGGUCAACGACAGUAAUCGCCCGACGUCAGCCUGCUCUGAAGCCAGGUGCAGGACGUGCGGCUCGUUAUGUGUCCGGUAAAAUGCCUGUGGCGGCCAAGAAUGCUGGCCGCAAAGAGCAAGCGGCGAAGGCCUCAUCUUCCAAGCCGAGCUCAGAUGCAAUCAGUCAGAUGAACAACGCCAUGACUGAAGAAGAGAAGAUGGCCGCCAUGUUUGCAGCACAGACCGAGCAGUGGUCUGCUCAACAAGAAGAGAUGUCCCACCAAACGCCAGUAUUCAAGGCGGGCGCAAAGAGGCCAGCAAAUGUCCCUGACCACGAUCCUCCCAAUGGAUACAUUUGCUACCGUUGUGGCAACAAGGGCCACUGGAUUCAACUCUGCCCAACCAACGAUGACCCUGAGUUCGAUAACCGUCCGCGUGUCAAGCGAACAACGGGUAUCCCACGAUCAUUCCUGCAAAAGGUUGAUAAGUCUGUUGUCCUCGCACAAACUGAUGGCGAUGAAUCCAAGCGACCUGCAGGUAUCAUGGUUAACGCUGAGGGUGAUUUUGUUAUUGCCGAGCCUGAUAAGGCAUCAUGGGAACAGUUCCAGGCCAAGGCCAACUCUUCGUCUACAGCCAACGCACCGUUGGCUGAGAACAAGGAGGUUCAGGAACAGGGCUUAGAAUGUUCGAUCGACAAGAAGAUGUUCAUAGAGCCAAUGAAGACACCUUGCUGCCAGAAGACCUUUUGUAAUGAUUGCAUAACCAAUGCUCUCAUCGAAAGCGACUUCGUCUGCCCUGCAUGCCAAUCGGAAGGUGUAUUGAUCGAUGACCUUCAGCCAGAUGAAGAGACCUCGAAGAAGAUUCAAGAGUACUUGAAGGAGAAGGAAACAGCCAAGACCCCUCCACCCCCAUCACCCAAGGCUCAGGAAGUCAAGACAGAUGGCGAAUUACAAGAGAAGCCUGCUGACGAGACUGCUGACAAUUCGGAACAAAAGUCCGAAAGCGAACCUAGUGACAAGCCUCAGGAUUCACCCGUGACGGCAAGGUCAAAGUCAAAGUCACCAAUGUCGCAGUCUGCAACUGUCAAGUCCCCUCCCACAGGUCCUAAGAGUCUCGUAUCUACUUCCCAAGAUGCAAACAAACAAGUAGACGGUGCUAAGUUGGCGGACGUCAAUUCUAAGAAGCGGCCUGCGGACGAUAUCCUCGACAAUCCCAGAAUUCCAAAGGGUCCCAAAGCCAUGCAGAAUCAGCAGAAUCAACAAAACAUGAUGAACGGCAUGGGCAUGAACGGUAUGGCUAUGAACGGUAUGGGCAUGAACAACAUGAUGUUCAACGGAAUGCCCAUGAUGCCCAACAUGAUGGGUAUGCCCAAUAUGCCCAACAUGGGCAACAUGAACAUGGGAAUGCCCAACAUGAACAUGAUGGGAAUGCCUAACAUGAUGGGCAUGCCUGGUUUCCCUGGGAUGGGCGGUGGAUUUGGUGGCAUGAACGGCUGGGACAUGGGCAUGAACGGAAUGAAUGGUAUGAAUGGCAACAUGGGUAACAUGAACGCGGGCAUGAACGGCUUCCAGAACGGCAACUUUGGACAAGGUGCUGGUCCUGACGAGGACGCCUACUUCCGCAAGCCAGUCAACCCUCAUCGACACCAGAACAAGCAGCGAAGAGUACGACCCAGCGACUACCGAGAGCUUUAG